AUGGUAAAGGACACUACCACCUAUAUUCUCACACACUUCAGUGAUGACGAUGACGAUAUUGACAUCCUCAAAAAGGAGAAGGAUGGCUGGUUCACUAAUCGUAGGAAGGGGAUUUUGUUCACAGUGGUCGGAGCUCUGUUCAGCUCCUCUGCCAGUGUCAGCAUCAAACUAGCUGAACAGGUAGUUCCAGUUCUACAAGUCCUCUGGUUCAAGUUCCUCGUAAUGUUCAUCCUAGUGGGUUCCACAAUGAUCUACACCAGACAGAACAUAGACACGGAGGGACGACUCCUCUACCUGUUCAUCAGAUCCUGUUUUGAGAACAUAGCCAUGUCUCUGGUACUGUUUGCUGUGAUGUACCUUCCGGUCGGGGAGGCGACUGUGGUCAUGUUCUUCAGCAUGUCCCUGUUCAUGGUGCUGAUGGCUGCUGUAUUCCUCAAGGAACCCCUAACCUGUAAGAUCUACGUAGCUCUAAUACUCGGACUAAUUGGAGUCUUUCUGCUGGCUAACCCGGAGGAUAUCAUCAUGGAAAAUACCUUCUCAACCGCACGACUUUACGGACUAGGAGCUGGGGUGGGACACGGUCUGUUCAGAGCCAUGUCCUCCAUUAUGGUCCGGAAACUGGGGAGUGAGGUGGAGAGCAGCGUGGUUAUAUUCUAUCACAGUGUAUACGGACUGUCUAUAUUCACUAUACUCAUACUCCUAGGUAUACUCUACUCCUUCCUCAUGGGAGACUAUCUGCUUUCUGAGAUGUUCUUUCUGAGAAUAGACGAUAACUUCUUACUGGCUAUUUGUCUUAGUAUUGGAGUUCUCAUGUUCAUUUGUCAGAGUUUUGCGACCAAGGGCACACAGAUCUGUGAUAGCUCUAUUGUAGCCACAGUGAGGAAUGUUAGUAUUGUCUUCAGCUUCGCUUACCAGGUCCUUGUUUUUGAUGAGAUGCCGAACUUGUACGCGGCUAUAGGGACUGGGUUUAUUGGUACUGCAAUAGGACUCAUAGUCACAGACAAAUGACUAGGCGGGGGUAAGCGUACUCAGGAGUAUGUCAUGCCGAGACGAACAAUCAGAACCUAAGAUAACGAGUAAGGAGUGAGGAGUAAGGAGUAGGGAGUAAGGGAAGAGUAAGGGAAGAGUAAGGAGUAAAGAGGAGAGAUGGAGAUCAGAGAAUGAUGCUCCAAUGAAACCGAAGGAAUAUUUAUUUUCUGUCAUACUGUUUUGUGAUUAAAAGAUAAUAUACGAUCUCUUUUCCUUCUUUAAGAUAUUCGAUCUGAGAUAAGGAAGAAUGUUUUACAUCACUACCAAAAUAUUAUAACUGUCCGAUUGAUCAGUUAAAAUUUUGAUUUUAAAGCCUAUAUCAUGUGCAUUUUAGAUGACUGCUAUGUGCAUAUUAG
Molecule: messenger RNA, 1385 nt
Organism: Bolinopsis microptera
Lineage: Eukaryota; Metazoa; Ctenophora; Tentaculata; Lobata; Bolinopsidae
Product: solute carrier family 35 member G1-like
Exons: 3
Coding region: 1-1008 (335 amino acids)
Cellular component (GO): membrane
Source: RefSeq, a predicted model, not a curated record